Oncorhynchus masou masou (cherry salmon) is the source of this 1800-nucleotide messenger RNA. Its product is annotated as josephin-2-like. Gene Ontology annotation, molecular function: cysteine-type deubiquitinase activity. NCBI's taxonomy places the organism in Eukaryota, Metazoa, Chordata, Actinopteri, Salmoniformes, Salmonidae. The record is from RefSeq and is a predicted model, not a curated record. The coding region runs from base 104 to 802 and encodes 232 amino acids. Gene Ontology annotation, biological process: protein deubiquitination. The transcript has 5 exons.
ACAGUUGAACAACAACAAUCAAGCUUCCGGUUUUUUCCCCAUUCUUACGAGAGAGUUCACUAGCAUGUUCUUGUGAGCGUAAAAUCGCACAAUCAGCAAGUUUAUGUGUAAUAGAUUUACGUGUACACUAGGUACAUUUUAUUAUUUUGUUUGUCGUGGAAUAAGAGCACCGAAAGAGCUAUUACUGACUUUGAUACACCGCUUUAUUUGGCCAUUACACUGCGGACAACUUCCAAUACGGGUUAUUAUGAGCGAAGGAGAGAUAUUCCAUGAGAAGCAGCGACUGGAGUUGUGCGCCAUUCAUGCUCUGAACAACGUUCUGCAAGAACAAGUGUUCACCAAGGAGACGGCAGAUGACAUCUGCAAGCGGCUCGCUCCACAGUGUGUGGUGAACCCUCACCGCUCCAUGCUGGGCACAGGCAACUAUGACGUCAACGUCAUCAUGGCUGCCCUACAGAGCAGAGAGUUGGCUGCAGUAUGGUGGGACAAACGCAGAACAAUACAUAGUCUCUGUGUUGACAAGGUCCAGGGGUUCAUCCUGAAUGUUCCGUCACGUGUCUCUCUUGGAAUUGUGUCCCUCCCCGUCAAGCGGCGGCACUGGCUUGCAGUGCGUCAGGUUAAUGGACACUACUACAACCUCGACUCCAAACUAAAGAGUCCUGUCUGCGUCGGGAACGAAGCAGAUCUCCGUACAUUUCUCAGUGAACAGCUGUCUCCGGACGUGGCAGAGAUGCUCCUGGUUGUGAGGAGGGACGUGGAGGAGUACGGAACCUGGCUAAACUCUGAUGACCUCAGGAAGUGAUUCCUCUGGCCUGGGCAUUCCAUUCAUUCAACAUGGGACUCAAACUCCUGCUCUACUCUGGAAAAACAAAUAACAUUUUAGAAAACAAGAGACUCUUAACAAAAAGUACAUAUUUCAGGAAAUGCAUUACCGGUUGCUGAGGAGUGUGGGCUCUGUUACACACACGAAGUGCCAAAGAGAAUUUAAGAUGACGAGGGAUUUCUGUCCCAAAUGGCUUGUUUGUAAGUUUACUGGCCUUUGUUUGGAUUUCUACACUACAGCAGCAUCUAUAUCCUCUUUCCUUCUCUCUCUUCCUUCUCUUCUAUUCCUAUGCACUGCACUGUCAAGGUAGACCAGUUAGAACUGGUUUGUCUUUUAGUUAUUCUAUGCACUGAGAAGGUACAGAGGAGGCACUGGAUGUCAUGUUGACAACUGACUGUGUGAAAAUAACGCUUCUAUGUUUGUGUUCUGUCUGCGUUUACUUCUAACUGCAUAUCCAAGUGAAUGGGAGCACUGUCUUUCUGUUACACGAGUUCAAACUACACACACACUCAGAGGAUAUAAAGAAAAUGUUAUUUAUAUGUAACAAUGUCUCAUUGUCUUUGUGUGCAUACAAUCUUUGAGGUUCAGCAGUACAGUUGAGUGAUUUAAAUAAGGCCAAACUUUAUUAAUUGUUAUUAUUUUAUUUAUAUUAGACUCUGGAGUGAAAAAGGAUGCCAUUCAAAAGGAGCAUUGAUUAUACCAUACAAACGCAAUUCAAGGGUUAACAAGGUCAGUAGGCAAGGAGGGUGUUCAAUGAAAUCUGACAUCACAUAUGUACAUAACAUCCUAUAGAGACCCCAGAAACCCACUGCUAUAUAGUUAUUAUUGCUAUUUAUGGUAGGGCUACUGCUGCACCAGUGGCAGGAGUUUUAUUGCUAUGUGCCUGCUGUCAUUGCAUGGGAUUUGUAGUUCUCCAACGGUCUCAAGGUUGGAUGGGAGUUGUAGUUCUCCAUUCAGCCUACAGAGAGGAAGUACUG